AUCUAACCAUAUAACACCAUAUCUCAAAACCUUCUGCAUCGAAGUUGAUCAUCUUCAGCUCCUUCUCCCCUUCAAAGCACAGAUGGGUGUCACAACUUUUACUCAAGAGUUUGUAACUCCGGUCUCUCCUGCUCGGAUGUUCAAGGCGCUGGUCGUGGAUUCCCAUAUCCUUGUCCCCAGGUUGGUGCCUGAAUCAGUAAAGAGCAUCGAGUUUGUUGAAGGUGAUGGUGGGGCUGGAAGCAUUACACAGACGAACUUCUCUGGUGAUAGUGAUUGCGAGUAUUUGAAGUAUAAGAUCAAUGCAGUGGACAAAGAGAAGCUAGAGUGCAGAUACACUUUGAUUGAAGGUGGUGUGCUUAGUGAUCAGCUUGAAUCGAUUGUUUAUGAGAUGAAAUUCGAGGAAUCUGGUGAUGGAGGAUGCAUUUGCAAGACGAGGAGUGAGUAUCACACUAAGGGGGAGUUUGAGAUUAAGGAGGAGAGUAUCAGAGAAGGGAAGGAAAAAGCCAUGGGAGUGUAUAUGCUGGUUGAGGCCUACCUUCUUGCUAACCCUGACGAGGAGUUGUGAUUACUUUUUCUAAUGUAAUGGACCCUCAUAAAUUCAUUCCUUGGCUCUGCUCUGAAAACCUUAUUUAUUUAUUUAUUC
Molecule: messenger RNA, 643 nt
Organism: Vitis riparia (riverbank grape)
Lineage: Eukaryota; Viridiplantae; Streptophyta; Magnoliopsida; Vitales; Vitaceae
Product: major allergen Pru ar 1-like
Exons: 2
Coding region: 83-565 (160 amino acids)
Biological process (GO): abscisic acid-activated signaling pathway; defense response
Cellular component (GO): nucleus; cytoplasm
Molecular function (GO): signaling receptor activity; protein phosphatase inhibitor activity; abscisic acid binding
Source: RefSeq, a predicted model, not a curated record